AUGGCUGUGAGGUCUAUCAUUCAGACUAAACAUCUCAACCUAAAAUCUAUCGGCGCCUUCGCCAAUGCGCUUCCUGAGUUUGUAGAAAUCCCAAGCAACACAAAAAGCUUAGUCGACAGAGCCUUCAACGCAUCAAUUGUGGAGGGCCAAACAAAUUUGAAAUAUUGAAAAGAUUUUCGAGUUGAAGUUCUAAACAAAAAGCCAAAGUACACGCCAAGAGAAUUCGCAAGACUGAAAUGGGCUCUGACAAGAUCAACAAAGGAUUUCGACGAAACGUACCUCGGGAGACCAGUUUUGCACGACUGGCUUGAUACAGAAGCCAAAGAAAUGCUAUCACAUAUGACUGCAAUUGAAUUGAUUUCUACUAUUGGGGCUUAUGGAAGCACAGUAAACGAUGAAUUUUAUGAAACUGCAGCACAGCUAUUGGUUAAAGAAUUGCAAGCUGAGGAAAACUUAGACGUGAUUUCUGUUGCCCCUUAUGUGGUAUCCAACUCUUUUAGGCAUGAAUCUAAGAUAAUUCCUAUAAAAAUCAUACCAAAACAGCAAGAAAUUAGUGUGAAAUUUUUAGAAGCGAUUACUCCUUUGGUUCUUAAUAGACUUACUGAGUUUUCUGACGACCAAUUAGCGACAAUUUGUGGAGGAAUUGCAGGAAGCAAUGCUCCAGUGAAAUUGAGAAAUAGAAUACAUGCACUCACAGAUUCAAUUGAAGAGGAAAUAUUGACAAGAAGAAUGAAUAGGAUGAGCAUUACGCAAAUGGUCGAUGUUGUAAAAGGGUUCACUAAUGUCAAUUUAGGAACAGAAAAAUUAUUCAGCAAUUUGAGAGGAAAGCUGCUUGAAAAAGGGGAUGAUUUAGACUUUGACUCACUCCCACCGCUUUAAAUUGGAACAAAAAAAAAAAAGUGGCUAAUUUAUUUUAUUAAAUUUAAUAAAAAAAAAAAAAAUAAAAAUAAAAUUUAUAAAAAAUAGUAUAAAAAUUUUCCUAUCGAAAAAAAAUUAUUCCAGUUUAAAGAAAAUUAAAGUCUCCAAUUUAAACAGGAGAGGGGAGUCAGCCCUAGACUUAGGAUGCUCACUUAGCUUAAGAGAGCCUAUCUCAAACGAUCUGCAAAAAAAAAUAAACAGCAAAAUCCCUAUCACACCUGAAAUGAAAAAGAGAUACCUGCAGAAGAUGAGCACUUAUUUAUUCAACGUAAACUCAAAGGACGAAAGAAUGCUCAAAGCUUACACAAACUAUAUUGAAAGUCUUAAAUACGUCUCAGAGUACGACUAUCAAUACGUCAGGAAAAUGAAAUUCCAUAUCGGCAAAUCUUUCCCAAAACUUCUAUCAGACGAAUUCAUAGAAAAGUACGAGAAAAAAGGCUUUUUAUUUAUGGGGCCACGACUAAUUGAAGAUAUUGAUGAAUAUCAAUGCGUUUAUAUGGACAGAUUUAAAAAUUGGGUCACCUCACAUUUGAGAUACAAAGCAGCUGCCCCUUAUUUGUAUAGCAACCAUGAGUCUCUACAAUGCGCAAUUAUGCCUCAAAAAGUAGCCCUCUUUUGUGCGUUUCCCGAUUUUUGGCUUAAAGGGAAAUAUGAAUAUGAUGACAGGCUUGUCAAGGAACCGAAGCUGAAGUAUGAGUUCACCAAUGAGUUCGAAAUAAAAUGCAGGUGGCUUGAACUCCUCGGCUGGAAAGUAGCCAAGCUAAAUUAUCAUGAUCUAGCUGAAAAUGUGGAAUCUUGGCAGGAAAGAGACCAAUUCUUAAUAAAAUAUUUAUCAAACUUAGGUGUGCCAGCACCUCAGCCUCCAGCAACACCAGGGAGUCACUAA
Messenger RNA from Blepharisma stoltei, 1804 nucleotides. The record is from the annotation of a GenBank genome assembly. Lineage: Eukaryota; Ciliophora; Heterotrichea; Heterotrichida; Blepharismidae.